GUACAAUACAAUACAAGAUGCAUUAUGUAAGCAAGCACCUUUCAUCAUCAUCUCUAUUGGGAAUAUAUUCCUGAUCUUGGCAUUCUUUGAGUACAUCUUUCGAAGUUUCGAUUGCGUCCAUUCAAAGAAGGAGUAAAAUACCCCUCAUCAACAAUGAGAUGAUAUCGAAUUGGAUGUAAAGCUCAACUAAUCAACAUUCAUUGCUUAAUGAGUCUACGUCAUAUUCAGUGACGUUAUUCCUGUUGAUGUAUAGUAGAGGUUUGUAGGUCGUCAUAGAGUAUCUGAGUAGGCGUGUGUAGGAUGUAGGUUGUUUAUAUUUGAAUGAUAGAUUUAAAAGAUCAGUUGGAGCUCUCUUCUUACUUCCUCUCUGCCAAUUUCUUCCAAUUUCCUGUUAGUUCACUCACAGAUUUUCAAUAUCAAUACAUAACUACCCCAGUGCAGAGUCAAGCAGAGCAACCAUGGAAAUUACAAGAGCAAGUGAUCACCAUCCUUCAUUUCAAUAAUCGAAACUUUUUUUAACAACUCACAGGUAGGAAUGAUAGGAGCCGGUUCCAUGGGAGGAGGGAUGUCUCUCCUCCUCGCCGAAAAUGGUAUCUCAGUCUCCAUCAACGAUCCUUCAACCUCUACAGUCGAUUCCCUCAUUCAAUCCGCCAAAGAUCAAAAUAUCACAUCGGGAACCCUGUCUAAACAUACCGAAUACAAAUCUCUCAUCGAUUCUCUCUCUUCUCCAAGAGUCAUCUUCUUUUCCUUGCCACAUGGAAAUGUAGGUGAUACUGUUGUUGAAGGGCUCCAUCCGUUUCUCGAGAAAGGUGAUAUAAUAAUUGAUUGCUCGAAUGAGAAUUGGCUUAAUACACAAAGGAGACAGGGGAAAUUGAUAGCACAGGGUGUGUAUUACAUAGGAUGUGGUGUAUCUGGAGGUUAUCAAGCUGCACGAAGAGGACCUAGUAUGUGUCCUGGAGGUCAAGAACAAGCAUUGGAUAUCGUCAUGCCGUUAUUAGAAAAAAUUGCUGCAAAAGCAAGUGAUGGAACACCAUGUGUAGCGAAGAUUGGAGAUGGUGGUGCGGGACAUUAUGUCAAGAUGAUUCAUAAUGGAAUUGAACAUGGAAUGAUGAGUGCCAUUAGUGAAGCUUGGACUUUUAUGAAUAAACAUUUGGGAAUGGAAUAUGAUGAGAUUGGUAAGGUAUUUGAGAAGUGGUCUGCUGAAGGAGAAUUGGUAUGUUUUUCACUUACUUCAAUGUCCUGUUGAAUGAAGAGAAUGAGUAGAUACUGAUCCUAAACGAAAUAGAAAAAUACCUUCCUUAUCCAAAUCGGUGCAGACAUCUGCGAACAAAAAGAUAAAUCGGGAAACCACGUUCUAGCAGAUGUAAAAGACAAGGUAGUACAAGACACCGACAAUACCGAAGGCACAGGAAUCUGGUCCAACACCCAAGCAACAUCACUUCACGUUCCGGCUCCCACCCUCUCCACAGCCCACUACCUCCGCAUCGUCUCCGCCUAUCGCGGACAUAGACAACACGUGCACGAAGCCUUCCACGAUUCCUUCAAAUCGUGCCGUAUCAGCAUCCAAGACGCAGAUGAAAAGGGAAAAAUCAUAGAAGAUCUCCGCCAAGCAGUCUACACCACCUGUCUCGCUUCCCACAUUCAAGGCAUGAACAUUAUCAGCAAAGCCAACCACCAAAACAAAUGGAACAUAAACUUUCCGAACAUCAUCCAAAUCUGGCGCGCAGGCUGCAUAAUCCAAAGUCCGCAAAUAUCCACCCUCCUUUCUCAAACCUAUCCUUCCACCCCCCACCCCAAAUCUCCCAACUCCAACUCCCAAACCCCAGACCCCUCUCCACCCCUCCUAAUCACCGCCCUAACAACUGGUUUCGCACCCCUGAAACACAUCGUCUCGCUCAGCGUCCACUACAACGCCAUCACGCCUAGUAUAUCCGCUACGCUAGAAUAUCUCAAAUAUAGCGGGAACAUGGAGUUACCGACGCAGUUUUACGAGGCGGAGUUGGAUUAUUUCGGGAAGCAUAUGUUUGAGAGUAAGAGGUUUGAUUCUGGUGGGGAGGAGAGGCCGGUGACGGGGGAGAGACAUUUUGAGUGGAAGGAGGCUUAGGCUUAGGAUUUGGGUUGGGAUUAGGGUUAGGAUGUGAAGGCAGGCAGGCAGGCAGGCAGGAUAAGGAUGGUGGAAAGGAAAGGGGAUAAACACACAAAGAAGUCACCUAGUAGUUAA
Molecule: messenger RNA, 2221 nt
Organism: Sclerotinia trifoliorum
Lineage: Eukaryota; Fungi; Ascomycota; Leotiomycetes; Helotiales; Sclerotiniaceae
Source: the annotation of a GenBank genome assembly